Naegleria lovaniensis is the source of this 1035-nucleotide messenger RNA. RefSeq lists its product as uncharacterized. The transcript has a single exon. The record is from RefSeq and is a predicted model, not a curated record. Bases 1 to 1035 code for a protein of 344 amino acids. Lineage: Eukaryota; Heterolobosea; Eutetramitea; Acrasida; Naegleriidae. Gene Ontology annotation, molecular function: protein binding.
AUGAAACAAUUUCUCAAGCAAAUUAUUGCACCAUCCUCUCCGAUACGAGUUCAUCUCUCCUCGCAAAGCAAUGAUCAAGACCUAUUGGGUUCUCUCCCACUUGAAGUGUUAUAUCAUAUCUUUCAUUACAUGACUCCGAUGGAUUUUGUAAAGAUUGAAAUGCUAAAUUCAUUUUAUUAUGGCCUCGGAAAUAGUAACGGAAUGAUAAACAAGAUCUGGAAGGAGUAUUAUGAAAACUUUUGUUAUAUUAAUUUAUUUGAUUAUAAACGAAGCAAGAUAGUGUCAAGUGUCAAUUAUCCUGGCGAUUAUGUCUAUGGGAACGAUCAUCAACACAAUGAUGAUACCAGUAACAAUAACAAUCAAAUGGAAAUAACAUGGCAAGACUACAAGAUUAAAUUUACAGAAGAUUAUAAGCGAUGGCAUUUGAAAAAUUCAUUUGGACCUACCAAAGUGAUACAACUCUCAAUGCCCACAUUUCAAACCAUGUGUCUGGAAAAUACAUCCACUAAAGAAUCAAGCUAUCUCGUCAGCAACUUUGGCAUGACGAGAGGCAAGUUCUAUUUCAGAGUAACAUUCAACACGACUCGUUUUGGAAGUGGUGUAGGAUUCAUCAAAGAAAGUGAGGUGAAAAAAAUCAAAUCCCAACAAUUCGACUACAUCUUGUACUUGAGAGAUGGAUCAUGCAUGAUACAUCCAGGCGAGAAAAUCAUUGACCGACUCAAAGAGGUCGACGGGAAAUUACUUCGAGUUUACUCUGUAUUAGAUCCAGAGGAUAUUCUUGGAAUGAUACUUGAUCUUGACAAUGGUGAAGUUAUUUAUCUCAUUAACGGAAAGGAAGUACUUCAUAUAACUAAUGUGACACAAACGUAUCCAGAUGAACCAUUCUAUUUGUUCAUGUAUUUCCCUAUAGGACAGAAAUACACCGUAUUGCCAUGCAUUAAGAGUAUCGAUGAGAUUGGAGAGAAGGGACAAGCAAACAUACUUGAAAAUGUCAAAUCCUCAUCCAAGAAACAACGUGUCACUAUGGGAAUUUAG